This is a messenger RNA of Nicotiana tabacum (common tobacco), 1588 nucleotides long. RefSeq names its product phosphoenolpyruvate carboxylase kinase 1. Gene Ontology annotation, biological process: protein phosphorylation. The record is from RefSeq and is a predicted model, not a curated record. NCBI's taxonomy places the organism in Eukaryota, Viridiplantae, Streptophyta, Magnoliopsida, Solanales, Solanaceae. Gene Ontology annotation, molecular function: ATP binding; protein kinase activity.
UUUCAUUUCCCAUUUUCUAUUUCUUCUUCUUCUAGAUUGUUCUCUCCUUCUCUCUUUACGGUGAUCUUCAUGGCUGCACGAGCUAAGCUUGAAUCACCCUUCAUCUUGAAUCGUUAACAAUUAUAAUCUUCCUUGAGAGUUAACGCCGUCUUCAUCCGUUAAAAUUCUUCAAAUGGCUGCAUCUCAUUGGCCAAAUCCCGCCACCGAAUAUUCUUCCAUAAAAUUCCUACACCCUCUCUUCUAUAAAACCAACCCCUAUGAACGGAAAAAUACUAGUCCAAAAAUAAGUGAAAAACAGAAUAAACGGAAUGAGCGAGUCACUAAAGCGAAAUUAUCGUCUGAGCGAGGAGUUAGGAAGGGGACGAUUCGGCGCCGUUUUCAAGUGUUACUCGGCGGCGACCGGCGAUCAAUUCGCCGUCAAGUCCAUCGACAAGCGCCUCAUCGCCGAUGACUCCAUCGACCGGCAAUGCCUUUACAACGAAGCUAAAAUCAUGCACUUGCUUUCACCGAGUCCUUACGUUGUUCGUCUCUUCGAUGUCUACGAGGACGAUACUCACCUCGAUUUGGUUUUAGAGCUAUGCAACUCUGGCGAUUUGUUUCAACGCCUCAGUAGCCGACCGGUUUUCUCCGAGUCCGAAGCCGUUGAUGUUAUGGUACCACUAAUGAAGGCAAUAGCGCACUGUCACCGGCUCGCUGUAGCUCACAGGGACAUCAAACCGGAUAACAUUUUGUACAACAACUCAAACGAGCUGAAAUUGGCUGAUUUUGGCUCGGCUGAGUGUUUCCGUGAGGGGCAGCUGAUGAGCGGCGUGGUUGGAACGCCGUAUUACGUGGCGCCGGAGGUGUUAUCCGGGAGAAACUACAAUGAGAAGGUUGAUAUUUGGAGUGCUGGUGUUAUUAUGUAUAUAAUGCUUGCCGGAAUCCCGCCUUUUUAUGGGGAAUCGGCUACGGAGAUCUUUGAGGCUGUUCUCAGAGCGAACCUUAGGUUUCCGACUAAGAUCUUUCAGUCAGUGUCGCCGGCUGCGAAGGAUUUGCUUCGGAGAAUGCUCUCUUAAGGCGUUUCUAGAAGAUUCUCUGCUGAACAAGUCCUUAUUACUGGUUACUAAAUUGUGUUAAUGUGGCGGUGAUAAGGGCACCGAUGGAUGACUGGCAAUGGAGAAACUAGAACAGUUGCGCUAUUUUAGCUUGAGGAGAUUUGCGUCUGCCGAUAAAAAAUCAUACAAACCGGAUUUUUGGGUACGUAAAGAUCAGCAGCCGCAUAUGAGAGCAAGCUAUUCGUCUAGAUAGAAUUAGUUACUCCUAGUAAAUACUAGUACUCCAUUUACUGUAUAGCCACCAGCCUAGUAAUUAACUAGUAACUACCUACCUACCUAGUUAUCUUUGUGGGCUUCCUUCUGCGUGAAUUAACAAUUAAUACUUGCGAAGUUUGGAUGCAAUUUUCUUGUAUGUUCCCUUCCUGCACUGUGUUUUUUGUUUGCGAAUGGGAAAGGAGAAUGCCAUGAAUUCUCUUCUUUUUGGGGGAUAUUUAGCUAAAUUAUCAUCUUUCUGAUAUUCCUUUUGUUUAAUUUAGAAAGAACGUAUUUAUUUA